Cercospora beticola is the source of this 1062-nucleotide messenger RNA. RefSeq lists its product as uncharacterized. The record is from RefSeq and is a predicted model, not a curated record. Lineage: Eukaryota; Fungi; Ascomycota; Dothideomycetes; Mycosphaerellales; Mycosphaerellaceae.
AUGAAAGCAAUCGUUCUCAGUAUCCUCUUUGCUCACGCAGUGGCAGCGGCAGACUUCGGAGUUGGCUUCAAUCUCAACUUCGACUAUGCCACUGCCAGUGUCCAUUACGCCAAUGGUACUAGCAUCGGCAUAGCCAAGAUCGAAGGGGGGUCCAGUUACAAGCGAAUGAUGCGCAAUCAAGUCUGGGAAAUGUCUAGCCAAGAUCCAUCUGAUGUACAGCACGACCUGACGCAGCACAUUGCCACGAGCUCAAGAAAGACUAGAUCGCAGGGCAUUCGCGAUCAUCUUCCCCCAUGGCUUGGUGGUCGUGCGCCUGAUGAGCGGACGCAGCUCAUAAAACGCAUGUUGCAAAGUCUCAGCAGCUCGGCGGAAGCCUUCACCGAAGUCAAGGUGCACGAUAUCGUUAUUGUGCUCCCGGGCUUGCCUUCAUCAGAAGUGAUCGAAGCAACAAGAUCUGCGACAGCUUCCAUCGGACUGCGGCUGCCUGUUCUUGGACAUUCAUGUGCUCCUUCGAUGGCCAUCUAUGCUAACAGAUGGGCCAGUCUCGGCCAUGGCGAAUUCGAAGAGGAGGAGUGUUACAAGUGGCAAGAAAGAUUAGUUCUGGCAGUAGAUUACAGUCGUGCCGCUCUCACUGGUGUCCUCUACGCCGAAGACUGUUUUGGACUUUUGGAAGGCAUUCGCGGGUUUCAAGAUACAGACCUUGGGAAAGAUGCUGCAUGGUCGAAAGGUGACGCCGCUGGAAGAGCAAGUAUUGUGGAAAUCCUUCGUCAGCUCGUUCGCCUGCCUGUCGUUACUGAUCAGGGCAAUGUCUUGAAUCACAUUCACGGCAUUACCUUGUCAGGCGAAGCAGGCUACGACAAACAGUUAAGAUCGGUUCUGAAAGAGUUUUUCCAAAGUGAAACGGGAACUGCCAACUUCUCUGUCGUAGCCAUGCACGACAUGUCCAUGACCUCCGAAGCCAUGGUAGAUCCGCUCUUCGCAGGUGCUAUGGGAUCGGCAGCCAUUUGCUGGGAACGGCUCGAAUGGUACGAGACGACUCAAGGGAGGCUCGAAUUGCGAUGA